AUGGCAGAUUCGGAAUCGAACUAUAUCGACGAGCAUUCAGCCACCUCAACAACCAUAACAUUCGACCGACCGAUCCCGUUGCUCCGAGGACCAGUUCGGGCUGGCCCACCCGAUGACCCAUCCUCCGGUCCGUACGUCCUGGCGUUUCGAGACCCCGGGACAUGGGCAAACGCGUACAGAGCCUGCGAGUCCAAGAUCAUCGAGCAGUGUGAGGCCGGUGCCAGGAUCGGGUGCGCCAUCAGCGCAUCGGACAAGUGUAAGCCCCCGUGGUGGCGAGCUCUGAUUGGUCCGAAAGCACCGGACUUGAAGGAGAGGGAGCAGUGCGAAGAGAGAGAAAUGGAGGGGUGUUUGUCUGCGGCGAAAGAUAAGUGCGUCGGGUUCGCGAAGGAGAAGUGCUUGAAGCCCUUUAGAGACGCGAGAAUUGCUGGCCUUCAUGUAAAGCAGGCUGAGAGGUUGGUUUGCUGGGCAACUGUAAUGGAUCGGAGCACGUGGCUCAGUUUGAUUGGAUUGGACAAAUUGGGUUAUUUGGGUUCGGGUAAUUAUGGAUUUGGAGCAACAAAUUAUAGGGCUAGUGAGUUAUUUGGUUCUGAUUGUGACUUUGAUCUUGUUUUGGGUAGUAGCAACGGGAUAUUGAAGGUGUGA
Molecule: messenger RNA, 642 nt
Organism: Prunus armeniaca (apricot)
Lineage: Eukaryota; Viridiplantae; Streptophyta; Magnoliopsida; Rosales; Rosaceae
Source: the annotation of a GenBank genome assembly